Messenger RNA from Anopheles coustani, 1804 nucleotides. RefSeq lists its product as uncharacterized. The transcript has 7 exons. The record is from RefSeq and is a predicted model, not a curated record. Gene Ontology annotation, cellular component: SCF ubiquitin ligase complex. Bases 83 to 1618 code for a protein of 511 amino acids. Gene Ontology annotation, biological process: SCF-dependent proteasomal ubiquitin-dependent protein catabolic process. Gene Ontology annotation, molecular function: protein binding. NCBI's taxonomy places the organism in Eukaryota, Metazoa, Arthropoda, Insecta, Diptera, Culicidae.
UCGAGUUUCCAUUUGUUUUACCGUCGAAUAUAAUACCCAGAAGAAUCUUCACUUCGUUCUUUUCAAAACGUUAAAGUUGUCUAUGACGAGAAAUUUGAAAGGGAUGGAUUCGAUAACUCAACCUCGGAUGGAAAUUUGUGAUUUACCGAUAGAGAUUCUUGAGACAAUCUUCGACCAUCUGCCCGUGACCGAUCUGAAAAAUGCUUCUUUAGUGUGCCUCCAGUGGUCGCACUUGGCAUUUUCUGGGCGGAGAAUGAAUCGCAUCAGAUAUCAAAUACAACGGAAUGGAAGUCUUCGCAGUGGAUUUUCGAUUCUGCAAGCAAGUCAGCGACAGUAUCGUCAUAUAGGUUGCCUAGUCGGCGACGAAAGAAUGCACAGGGAAUUAAUUCAGUUUUUACAAAGCAGAUACAAAUUUGUAGAGAGUUUAUGGGUUGAGGAACAUGCAUUAGCCUGCCUUGAAAAUCAUCCGAAGGUUGAGGAUGAUUUUAUGCCGAUGACGGUGUUCCACCAUCUUUCUGCAGUCAGCAUAGCUUUUUUAAGGCAAAAUACAUUGGAUGUGUUAGAUAUUUGCACUAUAGCGCCAAAUCUUCAGGAAAUUAGCAUGAAUUGUAAUACAGAAUACGCUCUAGAAGUUUUCAGGCAUUUUAGACUUCAAUUGAAAUCAGUGGAAGUGAUCUUCAACAUUAUAUAUUCUCACACUAAUACUGUAGAUCCAUUUUGUGAAAUAAUUUUUCCGGAGCUUCUUGAAAUCGUUGUAUCUAUUGAUGGUGCUUUACACUGUAUGUUGAGUCCGAAUUCCGCUUUCAUCACUGGAUCAAAACGUCUUCAACAUGCUACACUGAACUGUUUUAUAACUGAAGAGAUCGUGGACAGUUUGGUGGAAAAUUGUUGUGACAUUACACAUCUUGCUAUAGACCUUACCAUGCUAAAUGAUAGUUCGUUGAAUGGAUUAGCAAAGCUUACCAAGCUGAAAAUCCUAAAAUUGGAAGGCACAUCGGGGGAUAAUUGCCCAUUUGCAAGUUGCCCAAAAUGGGAUGGCGCACCAAGGAAUUUUCGCCCCUGCUUGCCAAUUCCCUCUUUACGAGAACUUUUUCUUACAUGCUAUCCGUUCGAAGAUUGUAGGUUUGACUUCGUAAUAGAAAUAUGUAAGGUGAUGCCAAAUCUCGAUAAGGUGGUUCUAGGUGAACAUUUCUUAGAUCCCUGCACUGUUGAAAAUAUCUGCUAUAGCAUGCCAACUCUCAAAUGUUUAGUGUUGAUGGGGGAUUUUACAGAGUCGACUGAUAAGCAGAUUUCUCGUGAGGUUAUUCGAUAUUUGGGGCAAUUACGUAAUCUUGUUGAGUUGCGUUUUGUAUAUAUUGAGUUUUCCUAUGGUGUUAUUGCAAAUAUACCCGAAUUACCCAAAUUAAGUGUACUCUCAUUUUACGAGUGUCGAGGGGUGACUGAAAGUAACAUCUUGGAGCUUGAUAUACUGUUUCCAUCACUGCGAAUGGUUAACAUCUACCCAAAUGAGUGCAUAUCAGAUAGCAGCCUCGAAUCACUACGUUCUCGACUGCCAUGGUACACGGUCAUUACAAGAAACAAACGAAAGUAUCAUCGUGACAAAAAAAAAAUAUUAUGAAUUCAUCCCGGUUGACAGAAAUUGACAUUGUUGCUGGUACUAUGUACUUCCAGCAAGAGUCCCAGCAAUCUGCCAUGGAAAAACUUGCUGGUACUACAUGACAGCUGCAAAAAAUUUGAAUUUUUGUCAACCGGGAUAUUUAAAUAUAUAAUAAUAAAAACAUCAUGCGUUCAACUAAAAAUUUAA